Microdochium trichocladiopsis is the source of this 687-nucleotide messenger RNA. RefSeq lists its product as uncharacterized. Bases 102 to 596 code for a protein of 164 amino acids. The record is from RefSeq and is a predicted model, not a curated record. NCBI's taxonomy places the organism in Eukaryota, Fungi, Ascomycota, Sordariomycetes, Xylariales, Microdochiaceae. The transcript is spliced from 2 exons.
GGCGAGCUCACGAGCUGGGAUGGGAUCGCCGGGGAAUCCUAGGCUUCCAGAAGAUUGAGGAUCCAACCAAGCAGACCAGCUGCCUUUCAACGGAUGUGCGAAUGACGAGGCUGUGUGGCAGCGAGCCGCAAACUGCCGGGCGGACAAGAAAAAGAUGGAUGCGAUCGAGAUGCACAGAGUGGGUGGUGAUGUUCAGACCAGCCAGCGGUUUGCGCCUGUGGUCAAUGGUGGUCCUCGGUUGUGCGUGCCUGCCGUGUCGUGGCUCUUGCUGUGCUGCAGACUUGAUAUUGCCUACUCCUGGCUGCUGUCCAAUUCUUCUGCCAGUCGCCUGCCUUUAUAUCAGUCACGAUGCCUUUCAUUUCUUGCCGCCGCGCUUUGUUUUGGUCGCCCAAAAUACUGCCCUGGGUAGCCCUUUUCCUGCCCCUCAAUUUCUCGUCUGCUUCAGCCAGCGCGCGGCUCACGAUACCAGCCUUCCCCGUCGCGGCCGGUUCUGCUGUUUCUUUCUCUACCGGCCAGUCGAUCGAGACAGCAUGGCCACAAUAACCAGGCCAGCACGGGCGCCUGCGCCGGCGGCAGAGGCAGCGCGCGCAAGCUGAUGCACGACAUCUGCCCGCGCUGAACCCUCUGGUUGGCUGCCAACGAUUGCCCAUUUUUCGGCGGCUCCUGCAGCCCACCUGAUGCCCUUGG